Spirodela intermedia is the source of this 7845-nucleotide messenger RNA. NCBI's taxonomy places the organism in Eukaryota, Viridiplantae, Streptophyta, Magnoliopsida, Alismatales, Araceae. The record is from the annotation of a GenBank genome assembly.
AUGGGGCCUCCGCAGGGGAUAGAAGUCCUGCGGCGGAGGGCGAGCGUCCUGAGGGAGUCACUGCAGAAGAGCCAGACCAACACCGACGCAAUGGUGUCCAUCCUUGGCUCGUUCGAUCACCGCCUCUCUGCCCUCGAGGCGGCGAUGCGUCCCAUUCAGGUUUUUCCGCAUCCCUCGACCGGCAUUAUGCUACCUAAAGAUAUUCUAACCAUUCCUCUUCGUGCAUUAAAUCAUUAAUUUUAUCAUAUUUCUCUUUCGGUUUUGAUCAAACACCACGAGACUGUGAGCUAUGCAUUAAACUGCAUGAAGGACAUAACCAUUCCAUUUUCAUGCAGUUAUUAGCAUUCACGAGGCCAAUUGCAUUUAUUAAAUAGAUCUAUCGGAUACCUUCUUUUAGUCAGUAAAUAAAUUUUCAACUCGAAAAAUGGUUAAAAAUUCCUACUGCAGCGUUAUGAUGCCUAUAAAUGUAAAUAAUUCAUUUAGGGUGGAUAAUUUAUUAUUUAAAUUAUAAGAGUCCCGUAUACUUUCAUCCUUUUUAAAACUUUUUGAGACUCCAUCCGCUUGAUAAUUCUAUUAGGUAUAGCUUGAUUUUUCUUACGCUUCUCGUGCAGGUGAGGACCCAUGCCAUCAGGAGGGCUCACGAAAACAUUGACAAGACACUAAAGUCUGCAGCGAUAAUUCUGUCUCAGUUUGAUCUUUCACGCGAGGUUUUCUUUCCUCAAAUCACUUUUAUUUUUUUUCUUGACCUUUAUAAUAUAUUAAAAGUUCUUCACGGGAUAGAGACAUGCAAGGAAUGGUGUGGAAAUCCUUAUGCUAAAAAAAUGGGAAAAUGAGGGUUCCCUUUUAAAAUUGUAGGCAGAAGCAAAGAUUCUUAAAGGGCCACACGAGGAUUUGGAAAGUUACUUGGAGGCGGUUGAGCAGCUGAGAAGCAACGUACGCUUCUUCAGUUCAAACAAAAGCUUCAAAAGUAGUGAUGGAGUCCUUAACCACGCAAAUAACUUGUUGGCAAAGGCAAUUUUAAAGUUAGAGGAAGAAUUCAGACAGUUGUUAUCAAAUUACAGGUUUGUGAUUAUCCGCCGACCACAAACUUAUCGUGUUUACUUCUCAAGCGUCUUUCAUUUACGAAGUUGUGUAGUUUUCAGAGAAUGUCUCUUGACAUUAUCGUUCAAUUUUUUACGCUUUUCUUUUUUAAAAAAUAUUAUAUAUAAAACCUUCGGAAGCUUCUGUCUUUGCUGAUAUUUUGCAUCACCAAAAGAUUUCGAUGCCCGCUGUGAAAACUGGGAAUGGGAAGGUAAGUAGAUUUCUUUCACAAAAAAAUAUUUUAAAUUCUAUUAAUUCGUGAAUUUUGAAGUAGGAUUUCCUACAUGGAAUGAAACAACAUGGAUAUGAGAAUAUGCUAUCCGCUGUGCUCAUUUUUCUUAGACUUUUUAAGAUUUGCUUAAAGAAAAAUAUGAACACUCACUAACAAGAUUAAUAUCUCCCAUGAACGGCAAAGUCAACGAAGUUCGGGGAAAAUGCGAUAACUUGCCUUUGUACCUGAGGAUUAAAGACAGAAAAUGGGAAAAAAAUGGCGACCUUAAAACACAAAUGUGUAAGUCUAAAGUGACUUGAAUGAGAGGGAUAGUAUUAAAUUAGAUUGUCAACUUUCUAUUAAAAAAUACGCAGUCAAAUAUUUCCUCUAUAAAGAAUAUAUGGAAAUAGAGGCUAGGCCUACCCAAAGUUAGGAAGACAGAGGUGAAAGACAGCGAGAUAUAUGUGUGCAUGAACAAGCUUAUGAUUUUUCGGGGAAACAUUAAAAAGAUCAGUCAGUCAAGUAAUGCAUGCAGCUCACUGUAUUUUCCACAGUAAGGUGAUUCACUCAGAAGAAAUAGAAGCGAUGUUUUGAGAUGUUAAAUGAGGUAUGCUCAGAAAAUUUACGUGAAUCGUGGAGAAAGAAGUAAUCGAUGGAUUUAUUUUCACAGAAUAAUACAAUUAUAUAUUUUCCAUUAAUUUAUUUGGGUGAGAAAAAAUAAUUACGAAACGAUUUAUGCAUCUUAUUAGGGGACUUUGGUCCCACUAAUAUUUUAUUCCUAUAACUUAAAACUAAUUUUUUUGAAAUAUUUAUAACUUUUAAGUGUCAUAGUAUCAAAUAUUUUGUCCAUAAAUUAUUAUAUUUAUUCUCUGGUUCCCUUAAGUCACAUUCCAUGUGUUCUGUUUGGUCAACUGACAUUUUUUCACCAUCCAUUUCUUCUUCCAUCCGUCCAGUUUCACUCGCAAUCAAUUUCUUGUUACACACAUACACAUAUCAAAGCUAUGCUUCUUGAAAUACCUUUUGCUUUGCUAUGCCCUGCCCCGAAGAAAUUCUCCGUGCUGUAACUAUCUCACCAAAGAUCCUAGUUCUUCGAGUGAAAAAUCUUCUGGGACUUAGAACUCUUUCGAGUACGCCCUGUUCCAUGAAAGACAAUAAAAACUUGUAGAAUAUGUGAAAGAGAAACCUCCUAUCCUCAUUCAGUCAGAAGACAUUCCCACGGAAACUUAACGUACUAAAUUUGGGGCACCAAAAUUUAAUAUCAUAUUCCUAAACUUGGAAUGCGUUGAUAUUCAAAAACAGUAUUACAGGUUCUACGUAGAUCAACUUAUCAAUCCUAAUAAAAAAUAUUUUAGUUCCUGUGGUUAUAUUUGAAGCCAUUUUAACUUAUCCGAUCGAAUUGCCACAAUGCUUCUGUCUUUACUAUUUUAAGCUUUUCACCAUUAUACAUUUAUAUUGAUUUUUUUUUAUUUUUCAGCAAACCUUUGGAGUCUGAAAAUCUUUUUGAUUGCCUGCCAAAUUCACUGAGACCAUCAUACGGCCCACAAGGAAAUCAGGGUGAUCCUAGUCUGAAAGCCUCGUAUAGCGCCAAUAACUCCGAGCAUCAAAACAAAUCAUUAGAAAUACUAACAUACAAGCCUCUGACUCUUAUUUCGCCAAGGAUUUUACCUUUGCUACAUGAGCUAGCGCAACAAAUGGUUCAAGCUGGGUACCGGCAACAGUGCUUCAAAAUUUACAGGUAAGUUGUGGAGAAUUUAUACUGUCAUUUUUUUCAAUUAGUUUGAUAUUGUGAUGCAUAAGAAUACCUUUUUCUAAGUGAGUUACGUUUUUGUAUUUUAAUUUUUAUUUUUUUUAUCAAUAUCUGUGUCACCUGAUAUUAGCUAACUGUGAACCAAUUUAUCUAAUGAUUCGUUCGUCCAAUUUGAAAAAAAUGGGGAGUACAAUUUUCAUUGACGAGAUUUUCCUUUGAAAUUCUAGGAGAAUCGGGUCUUUAGCUUUCCUUGUGACUUCAGAUUUGAAUCGGGUCAUUUUUUAGGAUAUUUCGUCUAUUAAGGGGAGGGAUGUUUAAUGAUUUUUUUUUAUCUCCAUCAAUAAAUUGGCCUUGAAGUUUCUAGGAAAAUGUGGCUUUUGGGUGCCCUGUGGGUGCCCUGUGGCUUCAAAUGAAAUUUUUAUUGCUGAAUUGGACGUUCCUCUCUUUCUAAUCUGCUUAUUAUUCUUGGAAAAUUCUUCGUGAUGAAUUUUUCUCUCUCAUAUUUUCCUUUGGUAUGGGCUUGACGGAAGAACCAUGCAUCCAUAAGUACAGUUGAACUAUACAAGGACCUUUUAAAUUGGGUCAGGUUUAUUAUACGUGAAAUCUUAAAGUUUUGAGAGUCUUCACCAAAAAAAAUAACUCCUCUAUUUUGGAAAUUCGAACGGUUUGUGGUUUAAAGUUGUAUCAUUUUGGGUCCCUAUUAUUUAACAGUUGGGCGUUCCCGAGAAAAUAAUAUUUUCUCUGGAAAAAAAAUAUUAAUUUUCUCUAGUUACCACAUCACACAGAUCGUUAUAAAUUAUGGUUUCUUGUCAAGUAUUUUUUGCUUUUCUUGGAUAAAUAUACAGCGUAUCAACAUCUUCAAUUAUGGGUUGGCUCUAAUAUUCACCAUCGGGGAGUACAAUUUCUAAUCCGCGUUUGUAAACCUGAAGCGGGAUAAAUCAAGCUCGGAGAGGCGUGCAGACGGUUAUUUAAACCAUUAUUAUGUUUAUUUGUAAAAGCAGAGAAAAAUAUUAGAGGAAAUAUACAGAACUUGGUGAAGUGGCAGGGAGGUGGAGGAGGAAAAAUAUAAUUUUUUGUUGUGUUCUCUCCCUACUCCUACCAUUCAAAGGUUGCUUCUAUGUUAUUAUUCCAUAUCUAUCACUACUAAACAUCAAACUUGAGGUCCAUUGGAAAAUAAAAACUAAUUAUUCAAUGGACCGACUUGGAAGACAGAAAAUUGGGUUUCCCAAAUCAAAUAACUGCAAAGAUAGAGGAUAAAUUCAGAAAAACGCGGCAAAUAGACUAGCAUAAUUUACUUCUGGGUCUACAUCCAAUUCAUGGAGAUUUAUUUUUUGGAAUUUUCUUUCCAUUUAAUCGUGUGAUUCAUAGCUUGGGGUUUGACGUUGCAUUUUCAAUGCAGUAAUAAAAAAAUAGUACACGAUGCUUUAUAUUUCAGAACCAGAAAAUUCCAAUUUUCAACCAGAAUGUGAUGAAAAAUGUUAAAAGAUGAGGGUUGAAACAAUGCAUUCUUCUUAUAUUCACUCUCUAUUUAGGUAAUGAUGGCAAAAUAUUUCUUUCAUUGGAACAUAGAAUUUAAAUUGAAAAAUUUCUUGGCGGUGAGAAAUUUUCUUAGAUUUAUGGAAUCAUUCAGUCUACCAGUGCCCUCCGUUUCCUCUUCUGACAUUCCAACGUUAAAUUUCUAAUCAACCGUUCUUCAGAGAAAGUCGAACUUCGGUUAUGGAACAGACCCUUAGGAAGCUUGGUGUUGAGAAGCUCAGCAAGGAUGAGGUGCAGAAGAUGCAGUGGGAGAUCCUGGAAGCUAAGAUUGGAAAUUGGACGGUCUACAUGCGAAUUGCGGUAAGAUGUGUGAUUUUGAACAGACGAUCUCAUAUAAACUAGUAAUAUUAACCAUCUUCCGAUAUCAAACCAGGUCGUACUUUUGUUUUCUGGAGAGAGAAAGGUCUGUGAUCAAAUAUUUGACGGCAUGGAUUCUCUUAGGGAUCAGUGUUUCUCUGAGGUGACCGCCAACAGUCUUGCAAUGCUUCUGAGUUUUGGUGAUGCUAUUGCCAAAAGCAAAAGGUCACCAGAAAAAUUAUUUGUUCUUCUUGACAUGUAUGAACUAAUGCGCGAGCUUCAGCCAGAGGUUUGUGUUUUUCCGGCAGCGGUAUUUUAUUUAUGUUAUUUGUAACACAUUUAAUCUUUUAAUGCAUUAUUAUUAUGCCAUUAUAACUAUAUUUAGAAAGAAAUUCUGGUAAUUUUAAAUAAACAUGAUGAAUCAGGAUUUUCACUAAAAUGAAUGGGCAUACUUAUAUCACAUACUUCUUUUGGUUUUUCAGCUAUUUUUAUGACUUUAAAUGGAUCCAUAAUCCGAAAUACCAUAUACACAUUUCAUCAGUGAGGUUGGGGAGAAGAAUGAAAAUACCACCUCUUCUCCUGGGGUAAAAUAGGAAAAAUAAAUAAAGGUAGAACGUGGCAUUUCAACAUUGCGUCGUUUUCCCUGCUUAUAGGAAAAGUGGAUAAACGUUGAGAAUUUCGUGACAGUAAUAAGAAAAAUUGUGUGCCUUUGGUCUUUAUUUUUCCUAUCUGAGACUACUUAUUGAGGCCGCAUGUAUUUCAGUGAAAAUUUAUACAGUGUUUUUUUCUGGUGCUCAUAAUUUUUUAAAUAUUAUUUUUGGAUUUUGGGAUAAUCUAUUUAUUUUUUAAUAUUUUCUGUGCAAGAACAUUAGCGGUCAGUUUUCACGCAGAUACUUUAUCACCGCCUCAUAUGUAAUAUUUUUCCUUCAGUUAGAUUCUAUUCUUAACUGCUUGAAUACUAAAAAUGCAGACAGUUUUAUACGCACUCAUUAUUUCGUAUUUAUAAAUUUCCCAAAUUUUAAAACUGGUUUUCCAGAUAGAGAGAAUUUUCUCUGGCAAAGCUUGCUCAGAGAUGAGAGAUGCUGCAUUGAGUUUGACAAGGCGUUUGGGUCAAACUGCCCAAGAAACCUUUGGAGAUUUCGAAGAAGCAGUUGAAAAGGAUGCUACGAAAACCACCGUUUCAGAUGGAACUGUGCAUCCCCUGACUAGCUACGUCAUUAAUUAUGUGAAGUUUUUGUUUGAGUAAGCACUAGCUUCUUUUUUUAUUCGCCAUCUGUCCUUCCGAUUGUGUCGCAGGGUGAACUGCAUAGGUUUUCUGUUUGUUUCACCCCACAUAUUAUCGUUUAUUUAUUUUCUAAUUUAUUCUUAAGGCAAAAUUCAUGGAUCAGUUGUGUUCGCCGUAUUACAUAACGGAUUAUUUUCUGCCCAUGAUGUUGACUUUUGUAAAACUGAAUUUCUUGGAAAGCAUCAAUUUUCUUCCCUGAUCAAUCGACGAAUGAAACAUUUACAGCUAUCAAUCGACAUUCAAGCUGCUUUUUCAAGGGUUUGAUGAUGGAAGUGAACCAAACUCCCAGCUUACCAACAUGACAGUGAGGAUAAUGAAUGCUCUUCAGACAAACCUGGAUGGGAAAUCUAAGCAGUACAGAGAUCCUGCGUUGACUUACAUAUUCCUCAUGAAUAACAUUCACUACAUGGUUAGAUCUGUGCGAAGGUGAGCUGUACAAAUAUAUAGAGUAAAAGAUGUAUUAGAACUUAAAGACGAGUGACAAGUUUUCAUAAUAAUUUUCAGAUCUGAAGCUAAGGAUCUACUAGGCGAUGACUGGGUUCAAAGGCAUAGGAGGGUCGUUCAGCAGAAUGCAAAUCAAUACAGGAGGGUUGCUUGGACAAAGGUUCGCUACCCUCUCUCUCUCUCUCUCUCUCUCUCUCUCUCUCUCUCUCUAUAUAUAUAUAUAUAUAUAUAUAUAUCUAUCUCAUGAUCUAAUAUCUCUUUGCUUCUGAUAUUCUGCCUCCUUAUGAUCCAUCAUUCCUAUUUAUGCUCCAAUUAUCAUCAUGAAGAACGCCCUUGUCAAGAAAUUUGUGAGAAAAAACCUCGUGAAGAACAGGAUUUUAGAUCGGCAGUAGGGCCUGAAACUUCUCCGCUUCUCCUUGAGCUUCGUUGACUCACGACCAGCUCCCUCACUGAGCUUCUCCUGGUGUUUUCGCUUCGUUCAGCUUACUAUUUCUUUCCUUGGGUUGGGUCGCAUUCACCUCAUUUUUCUACAAAAAUCCAUCUUGAAUGAGAAGCCGUAUCAUCUUCCAGAUAUUAAUGCUUCCGCUGCUCGGCAGCUUCUGCAGAGUCUGACGAUUCAAGUCAACAACAGCAGCGGAGGCAGCGGGAUGGGAGGAGAUGGAGGCGGCGCAGGACCCGGCGGACAAGGAAUCGGGAACAUCAGCGGCGUCUCUCGGGCCACGGUGAAGGAGAGGUCUCCAUCUGAUGCUCCAGUUAUCGUUGACUUUGCCCUCCUCGAGAUUCCCCAGCCGAAAGUGUUCUCUCUGGCGCUGUCAGGUUCAAGUCAUUCAACGCGCAAUUCGAGGAGCUCCACCAGCGACAAUCUCAGUGGAGUGUGCCUGAUCUUGAGCUGCGGGAGUCUCUGAGGCUAUCCAUCGCCGAAGUUCUCCUCCCAGCUUAUCGGAGCUUCAUCAAGCGGUUUGGGUAAGUUUUCAAUCGACAGUUCCACCCGAUUCUCGGUCAACCCAAGAACGCAGAACCCAGUUAGGCCUGUUUUUUUUCUUCUUUUUUUUUCCUCCAAUGGCAGCCCUUUUGAUCCGUCUAUGAUCCUGAAUCUUCUGUCAUCUUGUUGUUGGUGCGUGAGGCAGGCCCAUGAUAGAGAGCGGCAAGAACCCUCAGAAAUAUUACAGAUAUGCCCCGGAGGUCGUCGACAGGCUGCUCGGCGAGUUCUUCGAAGGGAAGGUCUGGGGCGAGCUGAAGCGUUGA